AUGAAGUGUGAAGAUUUGGAGAGGGUAAUUGUUGCUGAUGAUCCGGAAAGAUUCUUCCAAGUUGGGGCUAAACUGCCUUUGCAAGAGAAUGAGCGAUUACUGGAAUUCCUCAAGGCAAAUAUGGAUGUGUUCGCAUGGAGCCCAUAUGAAGCCCCAGGUGUAGAUCCGAAUUUCAUUUGUCAUCGACUCAAUGUGAAUCCUUCCAUAAUUCCUAAAAGACAACCACCUCGGCGACCAUCAAAAGAGCACGCUGAAGCUGUCAGAAGAUCUACCUAUCAACGGAUGAUGACUAAAAUGUUCGAACCCCAACUGGGCAGAAACAUUGAAGUCUACAUUGAUGACAUGGUAGUGAAGAGUAAGGUGGUGUCCGAGCAUGUGGAAGAUCUCACGAAUAUCUUCGGAAUACUGAGAAAGCAUAAGCUACGCCUGAAUGCUUCAAAGUGUUCCUUUAGUGUAGGCUCCGGGAGGUUCCUGGGAUACAUGGUGACUCAUAGAGGAAUUGAAGUGAACCUAGAUCAGAUUAAAGCCAUCAACGAUUUACAAGCACCUCGAAAUCCAAAAGAGGUGCAGAAACUGACUGGAAUGACUGUUGCUUUGAACCGAUUUAUCUCCAAAUCGGCCGAAAGAUGUGGUCCCUUUUUCCUUCUACUGCAUAAGUGGAAAGGAUUUGAAUGGACCAAGGAGUGUGCUGUGGCAUUUCAGCAGUUGAAGGAGUACCUGUCCAGGCCGCCUAUCAUGUCUAGUCCUGAGGUGGAUGAGGUGCUGUUUGCUUAUAUAGCAGUUGCCCCUCAUGCAAUUAGUUUUGUCUUAAUACGAGAGGACAGCGGCGUCCAAAGACCAGUUUAUUACGUAAGCAAGUCCUUUCAUGAAGCCGAGUUACCUCUCAAGUCCAUACUUAGAAGUGCAGACUACACUGGGAGAAUUGCUAAGUGGGGCACAAUCCUAGGUGCUUUCGACAUCAAGUAUAUGACUCGCACCUCUGUGAAAGGCCAGGUCCUUGCCGAUCUGGUUGUUGAGUUCGCCGAGUGCCCAGAAGAAGCUAACAUGAAGCAAAAUGACAUGGAUGAAAAAUCGGCUGGUCUGAUAUCAACACAAGGUGGUUCCUCCUGGAGGAAAAUGGGUGGAAAGAUAGCAGAAUUAUUCUCGGAUUCAAGAUUGGUAGUCGGACAAGUGAAAGGAGAACUAAAAGCCCGAGAUCCAAGAAUGCAGGGGUAUUUGAGUCAAGUUAGGCACAUGCAAACGAAAUUUGAAUCUUUCGUCUUGUCGAACAUCCCCCGAGGUGAAAAUACCCAUGCCGAUUCCCUGGCAACCCUUGCCACCUCUUCAACACAAAAUUUUCCUCGAGUGAUAAUCGUUAAAGAUUUGCAUACACCCACUUCACCAGAAAAGGACGUACGUCAAGUUCAUCAAGUUAAUCUAGCGCCGAGCUGGAUGGAUCCCAUAUUGAAAUUCCUCGAAAGUGACACCUUGCCUAAAGAGAAAAUAGAAGCCGAGAAGAUACGGAGGAAAGCUCUUCGAUUCUGGUUAUCCGAGGACAAAAAGUUAUACAAAUGGUCCUUCUCUGGGCCGUACCUACUUUGUGUACAUCCCGAGAUGUCAAAGUCACUCCUAGAAAAGCUGCAUGAAGGCAUUUGUGGAAGUCAUACAGGGGGAAGGUCCCUAUCACACCGGGCCAUUACUCAAGGAUAA
Messenger RNA from Quercus robur (English oak), 1689 nucleotides. RefSeq lists its product as uncharacterized. The transcript has 4 exons. Lineage: Eukaryota; Viridiplantae; Streptophyta; Magnoliopsida; Fagales; Fagaceae. Gene Ontology annotation, molecular function: RNA-DNA hybrid ribonuclease activity; nucleic acid binding. The coding region runs from base 1 to 1689 and encodes 562 amino acids. The record is from RefSeq and is a predicted model, not a curated record.